AUGGAAUCAGCAAGCAGCACAGACUCCCAAAAAACACUCAGAAAUAUGGGUGGCCAGAAAGAUACCUCUCAGCAGAUACAUACUAGCAAGGAGCCAAAUGCAGCAGAGGACAAAUUGAAUGAUAUCCCAGAAGCAGUGCAAAAGGUUAAAAAGCAUCUUGGGGACAAAGAAGGAGAAAACAGAACAGAGAGAACCAAAAUGGCAGAGAGGAAGAAGAGGAAACGCCGUAGUGAUGUAAACAGAGCAAGCUCUAUCUGGAAACUAAAAAAUGAAGGAAAGCUAGCUGCGAAAAAAGAAGGGGCAGUGCUAGAGACCGAUGAUCAGUUAGUCCCAGAGCCUCUAGCUCACAUUCCUCUGAAGAGCCUAAUGGAUGUGGAAGCAACGUUGGUCUACCUCGAUGAGGAGGACAUUGCCUAUGAGUUUGUGGAGCCUGCGGUGUCCACAUGCGCCCAAGCAGCCUGUCACAAUCCUGAAAAAGCAAAUGCUCCAAGUGCACCUAAUUUGCCCCAGAUUGACAAAUGGCUCGAGGUAACUUUGAGAGAUGCCAGCGCCUGCUACAGGCAGAAGAAGUAUGCGGUGGCAGCGGGGCAGUUCAGGACGGCGCUGGAGCUUUGCAGUAAAGGUGCUGCUAUGGGCAAACCCUUUGAUUCAUCUCCGCAUGAUAUUUCCAGUGUUGCCAGUUUUAUUGAGACAAAGCUUGCAACUUGCUACUUAAAAAUGAGGAAGCCUGAUCUUGCCCUGAAUCAUUCACACAGGAGCAUUACUCUGAACCCAGCUUAUUUCCGGAAUCACCUGCGUCAAGCUGCUGUGUUCAGGUGUUUAGAAAGAUACUCAGAAGCAGCAAGGAGCGCUAUGAUUGCUGACUAUAUGUACUGGCUGUCAGGAGGCACUGAGCAGCACAUAAGCAAGCUCAUCAAACUGUAUUGGCAGGCUAUGAUUGAAGAAGCUGUCACCAGAGAAGAAUCUUUUUCAGUUAUGUACACACCAUUUGUGACCAAAGCCAAGGCUGACAAAAUAGAAAAGAUGAAGGACAUUUUCGCUAAAAAGCACCCUGAUUAUGUAGAGCACAUAUAUACAGAUCCUCAUGGAUUUCAUAUCUUGCCACAGACAACGGACUGGUCCUCUCUGCCUCCCCAGCAGUAUCUUCUGACUCUGGGCUUCAGAAACAAAGACGUCGGAAAGUUCUUGGAAAAGAUGUCAAGCAGGAAGCUGACAAUCUUUUCAGAGUACAAGGCACCUUUGAAUCUUCUCACAAAAGAAGAAUCAAGAAGACAUUUGGAGACCAUCGGGAAAAAGAUCUUGCCAAUAAUGGAUUUUAUACGAAGCACCAAGUUAAUGGACCGUUUCUGCGCGUGCUCGCACGUGAUAGAGAAGUUGCAGUACGCCAGCCUGCUCGGCUGCUUGCAGCAAGCCACCGAGGAGUCCCAGGUGAUUAAUCAAGCCAUGGCUGAGCUCGCAUCCCUCCCCUACCUGCAGGACAUCAGUCAGCAGGAUGCUGAAUUGCUGCAGUCGCUAAUGGCAGAUGCCAUGGACACCCUUGAAGGAAGAAGAAGUGAUAAAGAACGUGUGUGGAAUAAAAUUCAGAAGGUUGGAAUAAUUGAAGACUUCUUAUACCAAACAGAAGAUAGUUUCUUAAAGAACAAAAAGCUCAGAAUAGCUAGGAGGCAGAAAAUGAAAAUGAAGAAACUUCAGAGCGUUCAGCAACAGUAA
Nothoprocta perdicaria is the source of this 1710-nucleotide messenger RNA. RefSeq names its product spermatogenesis associated 16 (gene SPATA16). Gene Ontology annotation, biological process: spermatogenesis. Gene Ontology annotation, cellular component: Golgi apparatus. Gene Ontology annotation, molecular function: protein binding. NCBI's taxonomy places the organism in Eukaryota, Metazoa, Chordata, Aves, Tinamiformes, Tinamidae. Bases 1 to 1710 code for a protein of 569 amino acids. The transcript is spliced from 10 exons. The record is from RefSeq and is a predicted model, not a curated record.